This is a messenger RNA of Chaetomium globosum CBS 148.51, 1056 nucleotides long. RefSeq lists its product as uncharacterized. The record is from RefSeq and is a predicted model, not a curated record. NCBI's taxonomy places the organism in Eukaryota, Fungi, Ascomycota, Sordariomycetes, Sordariales, Chaetomiaceae. Bases 1 to 1056 code for a protein of 351 amino acids. The transcript has 2 exons.
AUGGUGCUGCACUCGGUGCGGGCCGGCAAGAUUACCACGCAGCCCAUGACGCCGUUCAUACCGCCGGCCGACAAGCGCUGGGUAAACGCCUUCCCCCGAGCCAAGGGGCGGCUGCAGUACACCAUCAAGACCAACACCACCAUCGCCAGCGUCACCAACGCCGCGCACACCCUCACCGACAAGAGGGGCCCCUCCCAGCUGCGCUCCGGGAAUAGAGGGUGGAUAACAAAGGCCUUCGGGCAGGCUGCAGAGGAGAGGAAGAGGACCUUUACAGUCCUAGCAAAGGGGAUAUUGAAGAGAGACUUGAAGGGGGUAACGGAGGAGGAGUUCGGCAGGUCGACUGGACUGUCGACAGUUGAAAGAGUUCGGUUCCGGAUCCCAACAAGGGAAGGUAUUACAAGGGCUACAGCCCUAAUUAGCCUGGCUAGCCAGGAGGAGGCAAAGAAGGCGUGUGAGGAAGGGGUCCUCUGGCAGGCUCAGCUAUUCGACUGCGAGCCAUACUGGGGAGCACUGCAGGCGACGCAGUGUUAUAAGUGCUGGGGAUGGGGGCAUACCCAACGGUUUUGCAAGGGAAAGGCUACCUGCCCGCGGUGUGCGGCAGGGGUACACGGGGGGGGCGGGAGGGCAGGGGAGGCCCAAUGCCCUACCCUGGAAAAUAGGAUCCCACUUAGGUGUACGGCCUGUGGAGGGAGGCACCCGGCCUGGGUACGGUGGUGCCCGGAAGCAGUUAAAGCCCGGGGUGCGGCAAGGGAGGCAUACUUUUUCCGGCCGAGGACCUUUGAGCUGGCCCUUCAGAACAAACAACAACGACAACAGCCACUACAACAGAUGCGGAAUAUUACCUUCCAGGGGGUCCAAGACCCAAUGGAGGAAGCCGACGAUGGCUUCCAAGAAGCAGGAAAAAGGAAGCGGCUCCGGGGUCGACCCCCCGGCUUCGCUAUAGCCCAGGAGGGGGCAAGAAGAGACCCGAGGCAGGGAAAGCUAACCUUUGCGAUGCGGGUUAAUACAGCGCUGGCCGGCCAAGGCCAGGAGGGAGGUAUGCAGGGGGCUGAGUAG